This is a messenger RNA of Rubroshorea leprosula, 3919 nucleotides long. Lineage: Eukaryota; Viridiplantae; Streptophyta; Magnoliopsida; Malvales; Dipterocarpaceae. The record is from the annotation of a GenBank genome assembly.
GUGGUGGUGAUCUUGUUCCAUUUGAUCCAGAAAUUGAGAGAAUUUUUAGGGAGUUUUUAAGAGAGCAAAAGCAGAACAUCAUGGCAGAAGGUGAAGGACAAAAUAAUGCACGCACUCUUGGUUCAUAUGCUACCCCAUCUCUUGAAGGAAUAACAUCCAGCAUUAGGAGGCCAGCGAUUCAAGCCAAUAACUUUGAAAUCAAACCAGCUAUCAUUCAAAUGAUUCAACAAACUAUCCAAUUCAGUGGUUUGCCUAAUGAAAAUCCUUAUUCGCAUAUUGCUAGUUUUCUUAAAAUUUGCAAUACUUUUAAGGCUAAUGGUGUUAAUAAUGAUUCUGUUAGGCUUACAUUAUUUCCAUUUUUUUUGCAUGAUAAAGCCAAGAGUUGGCUUCAAUCUUUUCCUGCAGGCCAUUUUACCAUAUGGGAUGUUUUGGUAGAUAAAUUCAUAGCUAAAUUUUUUCCUCCUUCGAAAACAGCUAAGUUGAGAAAUAACAUUACUACUUUUGUUCAAUUUGAUAAUGAGUCAUUAUAUGAGGCAUGGGAAAGAUUUAAGGAAUUGGUUAGGCAAUGUCCAAAUCAUGGUUUACCUGUUUGGCUCCAAGUGCAGACUUUUUAUAAUGGUAUGACUCCUCCUAAUCGUUCUAUAAUUGAUGCAGCUGCAGGGGGUAAUCUUAUGAAUAAGACAAAGGAGGAUGGUUAUAAGCUGUUAGAUGAAAUGACCUCUAAUAGCUAUCAAUGGACUAAUCAUAGAGCUACCAAAAAGGAAGUUGGUUUACAUAAUGUUGAUGCUUUUACUUCUUUAUCUGCUCAAAUUUCUGCUUUGAAUAAAAAGUUAGAUAAUUUAGGAGCGUCAGCAAUGAGUAUUUCAUCUAAUAGUUGCUGUCAACUGUGUGGGCAAUUUGGUCAUGCUAGUGUUGAAUGUCAAGUAGGCAAUUCAGUUCAAUCUUCUAAUGAGCAAGCUAAUUUUGUUUCUUCUGGUGGUAGGUCUAAGGGCCUGUUUGGUACAGCGGUUAAAAUUCAGCGGAUAGCGGAUAACAGUGAAAAGAAUCCAAGGGAGCAAUUGAAGGCUAUCACUUUGAGGAGUGGGAAAGAACUUAAAGAGGUAGGACAAUCUGAUGGGAAAGAACAAGGUGUGGAAGCUGGUGAAUCAAAGCAAGAGGAGAAGCCUAAAAGACUUUUUCAUGAUCCGAAUGUCAAGCCUUAUAAGCCGAAAAUCCCUUUUCCCCAAAGAUUUUUGCAAGCUCAUUUAGACAAGCAGUUUUCUAAAUUUUUAGAGGAUUUUGAAAUGCCUUUAAUUCUUGGGAGACCAUUCCUUGCUACUGGUAGAGCUCUUAUUGAUGUUCAACAAAGGAAACUUAGCCUUAGAAUACAUGAUGAGGCGAUUGUUUUUAAUGUGUUUAAUGCUAUGAAACAUUGUGAUCAUGAUGGUAGUGCUGUUUUAAGGAUUGAUGUGGUAGACAAUGUAGUGGCUGAAAAUUUUAAUGCUUCUAGAUUAGAUGAUCCUAUUGAUAAUUGCAUUGUUAAUGCUUUGGAUGUGAAAGCUGAUAGUGCAGACAAUAACAUUUUGGAGGCAGCAACUAUUCUUGGGGAAAAAUGCCAUAGGCAGCCACAAAAAGGAGGGAAUUUUCUGCCCUUAGAUGCACCGUCCACUGUGACAGUCAAGCCAUCCAAAGAGAAGCCUCCUACUGUUGAAUUAAAACCUCUUCCUUCUCAAUUAAAGUAUGUUUAUUUGGGUGAUUCAAAUACCUUACCUGCUAUAAUUUCUGCUUCUUUGACAGGAAUAGAGGAGGAAAAACUCUUAAGGGUGUUGCGAGAACACAAAGGAGCUAUAGGAUGGAGCAUAGCGGUUAUCAAAGGAUUUAGCCCUUUGGUGUGCAUGCAUAAAAUCUUGCUGGAUGAGGGGCACAAGCUGAUGGUUCAGCCUCAAAGAUGCCUUAAUCCUAACAUGCAAGAGGUGGGUGGGACAACUGUGAUAAAAAAUGAAAAUGAUGAAUUAAUUCCCACUAGAAUAAUAACAGGGUGGAGAGUGUGCAUAGAUUAUAGGAAACUUAAUGAAGCUACUAGAAAAGACCAUUAUCCAUUGCCAUUUAUUGAUCAAAUGAUUGAGAAACUUGCUGGACAUGAAUAUUAUUGUUUUUUGGAUGGUUAUUUUGGUUAUCAUCAAAUUCCUAUUGCUCCUGAGGAUCAAGAGAAAACAACAUUUACUUGCCCAUAUGGUACUUUUGCUUUUAGACGAAUGCCUUUUGGUUUGUGCAACGCUCCAGGUACGUUCCAAAGAUGUGUGAUGGCUUUAUUUGCUGAAUUUGUUGAUGAGUUCAUGGAAAUUUUUAUGGAUGAUUUUUCGGUUUUUGGCUCUUCAUUUGAUGGAUGCUUACAUAAUCUGUCUAGGGUGCUUAAAAGAUGUGAGGAAACUAACCUAGUAUUGAAUUGGGAAAAAUGCCGUUUUAUGGUUAGGGAAGGUAUAGUGCUAGGUCAUAAAGUAUCCUCUAAAGGUAUUGAAGUUGAUAGAGUUAAAGUUGAGAUAAUUGAAAAGCUUGCUCCUCCUAAAUCAAUUAAAGAAAUUAGAGGUUUUCUUGGACAUGUUGGUUUUUAUAGGAGAUUUAUUAAGGACUUCUCAAAAAUUGCUAAGCCUCUUACUAAUCUCUUGGUUAAGGAAACACCAUUUUUCUUUGAUGAUGAUUGUAUGAAUGCUUUUCAAUUGUUAAAAGAGAAACUGGUUAAUGCUCCUAUUGUUGUUGCACCUUGUUGGAAUUUGCCUUUUGAGAUAAUGUGUGAUGCUAGCAAUGAUGCUUUAGGUGCAGUUUUGGGACAAAGAAAAGAUAGGAAAUUUCACACCAUUUAUUAUGCAAGUAGAACAAUGAAUGAUGCUCAAAAGAAUUACACUACUACUGAAAAAAAGUUGCUUGCUGUGGUGUUUGCUUUUGAAAAGUUUAGGCCUUAUCUAAUUUUGUCCAAGGUGAUUGUUCAUACUGAUCAUUCUGCACUUAAAUAUCUGCUUGCUAAAAAAGAUGCCAAACCUAGAUUCACUUGCCUAAAAAUAGUGCGUAUUUGGUGCAUCAUUGUCCCACACCUUGACCUUCUACACCAUUAUGGUCAAGCCACCGCCGGCCUCGUGGCUUCAUCACACGUAGCUUCCCCCAACCGUGCAUUGGGCGCUUUGGCGGCCCUUGGUAGUUGCAUCACCUACGCCCUCUGGUUGAUUGUUCAGACAAAAAUGAGUGAGAAAUAUCCAUGUCAUUAUACGAGCACGGUACUAAUGUGUGUGAUGGGAGCAAUCCAAUCUGUCGCUUAUGCAUUAUGCACAGAAAAGGAUUGGAGCCAGUGGAGGUUAGGAUGGAACGUCAGGCUCCUCACUGUGGCUUAUGCGGGAAUUCUUUCUUCUGGGUUGAUGAAUAUGUUAAUCUCAUUGUGUGUGCGAAUGAGAGGUCCACUCUAUGCUUCAAUUUUUAACCCUUUAAUGCUAGUGUUGGUAGCUGUCGCAGGAUCCUUGUUUCUUGAAGAGAAAUUAUACUUGGGAAGCGUAUUAGGUGCGGUCCUGAUUGUGUUGGGAUUAUACAUCGUGCUGUGGGGCAAAGGCAAGGGGCUAAAGAAGAUGACUCAAUUAAUGCCUUCGACGAGCCCUCAAAUAACUGAACCGAUUGAGAUUAUUGUCAAAUCGCCUACAUGUCUUAAAGGUUUAUCAGAGGGAUUGGAAGAAAAAGAAGCAAACGGUAGAAGAGAUGGAAUAGAGGAGAAAGAAGUGAUGGAUGUAGAGAAUGCCUCUAAUUAAAUCAUGUUUUAGAAAUUUAAGCAUCAUAUUUGCUUUAACAAGGUAGGGCUGUUCUAUUUUAUUUAUAAUCCACGAAAUGUGAAGUAUAUAUAUGCUAGUCAUAUAUAUUAUUAGUUAGACAAUGAAUUAUAUAAUAAAAAAUGAUUAUAAGU